This is a messenger RNA of Exophiala bonariae, 2562 nucleotides long. RefSeq lists its product as uncharacterized. Lineage: Eukaryota; Fungi; Ascomycota; Eurotiomycetes; Chaetothyriales; Herpotrichiellaceae. The coding region runs from base 1 to 2562 and encodes 853 amino acids. The record is from RefSeq and is a predicted model, not a curated record. Gene Ontology annotation, molecular function: RNA helicase activity; nucleic acid binding; ATP binding. Gene Ontology annotation, cellular component: nucleus. The transcript has a single exon.
AUGCCUCAAUUUUACGCACGCUAUGUCCCUCCAGUGGAUAAGGCGCCGGAAAGGUCUACAAGUUUUCCCUCGCCGAUUGAGCAGGGCCCAGUACCUCAGUUCUACGCGCGCUAUGUACCCCCAUUGACCAAAGUACAGCCCACUUCUACACACUCUGCCUCACCAACAGAAAAGCGAAAGCGAGACGAAACUUCGGCAUCGCAAUCGAAAAAAACCAAGAGACUGAAGACGACGACCGAUCAAAUUCAAGACCAUGCACCGAGCUCGUCCACUAAAUCCCAGGCCGAUAUACCAACUCGCAAUCGAAUAGACGGUGACGAAGCCAACAUCCUCGAUAAGUAUCGAGUCACCGCGGUAAAAGGUUCUACAGAUUCAGAUCCGGGACUUGCAUUUAAAAACGACUCGAGUCGCAGGUCACAGGCUAAAAUCAGCAACGAUGGAAAAUCCGAAGUUGUCAGGGAGUCAAAGAAGCGAAGGAAGAAGGAUCUUCCAACCGCAGAUGAGGAGAGGGCUCCUUUAGAAGAAUCCACGAAUAAACAUGCUUCUAUUCUUUCAAGAUUCGAGCAAGUACGUCAACAAGAGCGGGUUACAACAGACAAUGAGGAGAACCCGGCAAGAGAUCUACCUCCACCCGAGCUUCAUGGACUGGAGCCGAUUCCUCAGCCAGAACAAGUCGAACAAACUCCGGUAAAACUAACAUAUUCGACAUUGCCAUUAUGGCAAGAAGCCCCGUUGGAAGUGCCGCUUAAUGUGCAAUGCAGUUUCGAGUCCCUUGGAGUUCCUGAUUCAAUACUGGAAAAUUUACACAAACACGGCCUGAAGGACGCUUUCCCAGUGCAAUCGACGAUUUUGCCCUUGCUCAUGGAUCGGGAAAAGAACCAUGAUGGUGACACCUGUGUGUCGGCCAGUACAGGCUCUGGAAAGACUCUCGCUUAUGUCGUUCCAAUCAUUGCAGGCCUAAAAGACCUUGUGGGCACGAAGUUGAGGGCAGUGAUUGUUGUGCCCACACGAGAGCUUGUUAAGCAGGUCCGAGAGUUAUGCGAGAUCUGUGCUGCCGGGAGUCGCCUAAAAAUCACAACGGCUGUUGGCAGUAGCUCGUUGAGAGAUGAACAAGACCAGUUGGUUCUAGAGGAACGUGUAUACAAUCCCGAACAAUAUGAAGCCCAGCAAAAAAGCAUUGUUGAUUGGUCUAACUUUUCUCUCGAGAAGCUGGUUCGUCGAUCACAUGAUGAAGACCUUUUGGACACAGUUGGCCUUGUCACCAGGUAUAGUUCAAAGGUCGAUAUCCUCAUCACUACACCUGGAAGGCUUGUUGAUCAUCUCAAGUCUACCCCUGGUUUCAAUCUGGAUCAUGUUAAAUGGCUUGUGGUGGAUGAGGCCGAUAGGUUAUUAAAUGAAAGUUACCAGGAAUGGAUUGAAGUUGUCAGUCCGGCUUUGAACUCCAAUUCUGCAACUGAAGAACGAGACAGACUACUUCGAUCCAUGCGAAUGAGACCACCAAGACGACAAGUCAGGAAAAUUCUUCUUUCCGCGACCAUGACUAGCGAUAUCUCUAAGCUCAAUACUCUCGGGCUCUUUAGGCCCCUACUUGUGGUUUUGGGCAGUGGCCCCAAAUCAAUUGCUGGCCCAAGUGUCAAUGGAACAAUAGAAGCUGCCCAAACUAAGGGUGAAACGACGAACGCUGGAAGCUUUCAUUUACCAGCGUCACUUACCGAGUCUGUGGUCACUAUCUCGGACCCUUCCCACAAGCCAUUGUAUCUGCUACAACUACUAUCACAACAACUCGAGCUGGAACUCAAGCCAGACAGUCGUAAGAAUUCACACGCUGGACCGACAGCAUCAUCCCACAGAUCUUCUUCGUCCUCUUCAUCCUCUUCAUCCUCAUCAUCCUCUUCCGCUUCCACUGAUUCAUCUCUCUCGGAUUCAUCAUCUGAUGGAGACGAUGAUAGCACAAGUUCGUCGAGCUCAAGCUCAUCAGAAGCAAGUGCAGAACCACAGGCACAGAUCAGAGACGAUAAAGUACGGAUAGUUCCACAAAAUUUACCACCGCGAGCGCUGGUAUUCACUCGGUCAACUGCUGCUGCCACUCGUUUGUGCCGUCUCCUCUUGCUUCUCAAACCGUCAUGGUCAGGACAUAUUUCGACACUGACACGGAGUACUGCGUCUUCGGCGUCCUCUAGACGCGCUCUAUCCGCUUUCGCUAGUUCUAAGAUAUCAAUCUUGAUAGCUACGGAUCGCGCCUCACGUGGUCUUGAUGUUCCCGGACUGGAACAUGUCAUUUCGUACGAUGUUCCAAGCAGCGCGUUGACGUAUGUUCAUCGUGUCGGAAGAACGGCUCGAGCAGGUAAUCAAGGACAUGCAUGGACGCUGUUGGAACAUAGAGAGGGAGCAUGGUUUUGGCGCGAAAUCGGUGGAAAGCUACAAUCUGAGCAUGCUGCUGGGGAGCAUCACUUGCAUCGGCAGUCUAAGGUCAAACGACUUACCAUUUCUACUGACGACUCAGAGCUGCAAAAUAGAUAUGAAGAGGCACUCCAGCAGCUAGGUGAGGAGGCCCGAGGAUAG